GAGGAGAGAGAGGAGAGAGCGUAUGAAGUGGCAGUGAUGUGAGGGAGACUGAAGAGGUACCGAGGCAGAGCACAGGAAGGAUGAGCGUCAGCGAUGGGAGGAAGGAUAAACUCAGCCCACUGCUCAGCGCUGCCGUCGCCACCAGCGCAGUCAGCAAUGCCUGCUGGGAAGGAAAGAAGCCCUCCACUCCGAACAGGAAAACACCGAAGCCCCAGAACGCCAUCACCAUAGCGGUGUCAUCGCGGGUGCUGUUCAGCAUGGAGGAACAGCAGCUGAUCCACCAGCAGAGAGGCCUGGAGGAAUACCUGCAGCACCAGAUGGAGCACGAGACGGAGCCGUUUGCCCCGGGCCCUGCCUUCUCCUUUGUAAAGGCUCUGGAGGCGGUGAACGCCAGGCUGAGAGAACUGUACCCAGACAGCGAGGAGCUGUUCGACGUUGUGCUCAUGACCAACCACCACGCUCACGUUGGCCUGAGACUCAUCAACACCAUCAACCACCACGAUCUGUUCAUUGAGCGUUUCUGUAUGACAGGAGGGAACAGUCCCAUUGGCUACCUGAAGGCCUAUCACACCAACCUGUACCUGUCAGCUGACCCUGUGAAGGUCCGCGAGGCGCUGGAGGAAGGGAUCGCAGCGGCCACCAUGUUCACCCCAGAGAAGCUGACGGUCGUGUCAGAGAGCCAGCUCCGCGUGGCCUUUGACGGUGAUGCCGUUCUCUUUUCUGAUGAGUCGGAGCGCAUCUACAAGGCUCACGGACUGGACAAGUUCUUUGAGCAUGAAAAGGCCCAUGAGAACAUGCCCCUUGACCAUGGGCCACUGAAGGGUUUCCUGGAAGCUCUGGGGAAGCUACAGAAGAAGUUCUAUACCAAAGGUCAACGUCUGGACUGCCCCAUCCGUACCUACCUGGUGACGGCCCGCAGCGCCGCCAGCUCGGGGACCCGGGCCCUGCGAACGUUGCGGGCCUGGGGACUGGAGGUGGACGAGGCUCUGUUCCUGGCCGGGGCCCCCAAAGGCCCGAUGCUGGAGAAAAUACGGCCGCACAUCUUCUUUGACGACCAGAUGUUCCAUGUAGAGGGGGCGGCAGAGCUGGGGACUGUGGCCUGCCACGUGCCCUAUGGGGUGGCUCAGACCCUCCCAGCUGGGGUGGCUCAGACCCUCCCAGCUGGGGUGGCUCAGACCCUCCCAGCUGGGGUGGCUCAGACCCUCCCAGCUGGGAAGCCUGCCAGGGAGAAGGACUCCAGCCCCAAGGAGCCAGGACCCCGUCCACCCUCCCCCGCACGGGACAAUGAAUAGACGUCAAAACACAAUGUUUCUGUCUAUGCUUUUCUCGUUCCCCAUUCUGCAUGACUGUAAGGCAGCAUGAGGUGAUACCUGUCGUGACUUGUACAUCAGCGCUGGCUGUGGGCCAUCUAGAGACAACACUGUGCGCUUGGUUGAUGUAACUCAACAUUGCAGAUGGUGGUGUAGGUCCUAUGGAUGGUCAGCCAUUAGUACCUUCCUUUAGAACAUAUACAUUUUCAUUUUGUACACUAGUUAUGUGGUUCUUCUGGUGUUGAGGAACCUUUGUUGAGGAAUGAGAACAUUUUAAUCAUCCAUUAUAAUCACACGUCUGUUAAUGUCUUGUUUUUUUUUAACACAGUUUCUUCAGGAUGUUUAAAAAUGUGACCUGUUGCUUCUGUCUCUGCACAUUUUCCUGUACCUUACCUAUCCAAUAUAACUAUCUAACGAUUAACGAACCAUCACUGUAUGACAUUGAUUUUCAGCAAGCUCAGGCCCCAGGGAUGGACAGAGUUGAGUGUGAAGUUGUUUGGAUGAGCAGUUCACAAAUUAAUAUAUAUAAACUGCCUGUGGAAACCAAUCCAAACUUGUCUGCUCUGAUGUCUUUACACACUGUCUGCUCUGAUGUGUAUGGCCUUACGUUUGUUAUUUUAAAUGUACAUUUAAAUGUUUUUUAUUGUUUAAAUGUUUGUAUUGUAGUUUGUGUGUUCAAAUGUGUUUCAAUGUUUAUUAUUUGUCCAGUUUAUUCCUAUUAUUUGUAUUUUUUUUAUUAUCUCUGUUUUUCACCUGAUGCUCUGCUUCUGUAACACCUACAUCAGGGGCGUUGUUAGACAUACAACUCUAGUGGGGCACAGG
Osmerus eperlanus (European smelt) is the source of this 2132-nucleotide messenger RNA. RefSeq names its product cytosolic 5'-nucleotidase 1A-like. NCBI's taxonomy places the organism in Eukaryota, Metazoa, Chordata, Actinopteri, Osmeriformes, Osmeridae. The record is from RefSeq and is a predicted model, not a curated record. The coding region runs from base 81 to 1292 and encodes 403 amino acids. Gene Ontology annotation, cellular component: cytosol; cytoplasm. Gene Ontology annotation, biological process: adenosine metabolic process; nucleotide metabolic process. Gene Ontology annotation, molecular function: magnesium ion binding; 5'-nucleotidase activity; nucleotide binding. The transcript is spliced from 6 exons.